This is a messenger RNA of Humulus lupulus (European hop), 3242 nucleotides long. RefSeq names its product probable receptor-like protein kinase At5g61350. The record is from RefSeq and is a predicted model, not a curated record. Gene Ontology annotation, molecular function: transmembrane receptor protein tyrosine kinase activity; ATP binding. Lineage: Eukaryota; Viridiplantae; Streptophyta; Magnoliopsida; Rosales; Cannabaceae. Gene Ontology annotation, biological process: protein autophosphorylation. The coding region runs from base 218 to 2929 and encodes 903 amino acids. Gene Ontology annotation, cellular component: plasma membrane; plasmodesma. The transcript has a single exon.
UUCCCUUACGUGCUCCCAACUAACAUCAGCCAUAAUUCCUUUUCCCAAAUCCUAAACCAAUUCUGUACGUACAAAUUCCCGAAACCAACCCCCCACCUCACUUUCAGUUUCUCUCCAACUUUCCCUCCCUUCAAACAGAUCAUCACUACUAGCACCACCACCUUUGCUACUCCACGGCCAUUAAUGUACUCACCUUAAAACCCCCAAGCUCACGACAAUGGGGCUUUACUUGGAUACAAAAAAUGCUACAUUUAGAAAACAUCCAAAAUCAAAAUUACCACGUUCUACUUGUUCCUUUUCCAUUUUCCUCAUUGUUUUCCUAUUCCACCUCCCAAACACAACUUCCUCGAUCACAUUCUCACCACCUGAUAAUUAUCUCAUCGACUGUGGGUCUCCGGAGCAAACCCGGCUCUCCGACGGCCGGAAUUUCAAGUCCGAGCGCGACACCGCUUCUCUCUUAUCCACCGAGAAUGAUGUUCAGGCUUCGGUCGAGUUUUCCUCCAUAGCCACCGCAGCCAAAGCUUCUGCUUCUUCGUUUUCUUCUUCCACCGCUAAUGACAGUAUUGUGCCACCUUCGUCCCUGCCUUUAUACACAACCGUACGUAUCUUCCCUCAACAAUCCACCUACAGCUUCCACAUCUCCCAACCUGGGCCCCACUGGGUCCGCCUCUUCUUCUACCCGGUUCCCGACCCGACUCAUAACCUAACCGCCGCCGUAUUCAAAGUCUUCGCCGGCGACUUCGUUCUCCUCGAUGAUUUUUCCGCGACCACGUUCGCUUUCCGGGAGUUUCUCGUCAAUAUCACGGGAGACAGAUUCUCCCUCAUCUUCAAGCCCAAGAAGAAGACGGUCGCCUUCGUCAACGCCAUCGAGGUAGUCUCUGCUCCAUACACUCUUAUUUCGGACUCUGUAUCUGCCGUUUUCCCACCUGGGCAAAGCGUCGCCGGAGCGUGGGGCCGCGCACUCCGUGUUUCUUACCGUUUGAACGUCGGAGGGCCGACGUUGGUCCCGGAAAACGACACCCUUUACAGAGUUUGGCAAACGGAUGCGACAUUCAAUGCAUUCAAAGAGGGGUCCAGGAACGUUUCAGUUCCUCCCGAAACUGUCGAGUACCAGGAAAGUAAAGGGCUGACUCCAUUGAUUGCUCCUCGCAUGGUUUAUUCAUCGGCUCAAGAAAUGGAAAACUCACUUACCAUGGAACCCAAUUUCAACCUCACUUGGAUCUUUAAUGUCGAUCAGGGAUAUUCUUACUUGAUCAGACUUCAUUUUUGUGAUAUUGUGAGCGCAGCUCUUAAUACUCUGUAUUUUAAUGUUUACGUUAAUGAGAUUAUGGCCAUGGAGAGUGUUGACCUUUCCUCCCUUACCGGAGCUCUCUCAACAGCUUAUUACAAAGAUUUCGUUCUCCAUUCGAUGAACAUUACGAAUAAUAAGAUUAUGGUUCAAGUGGGGUGUAAUUCGAAUUUUCAUUCCGGGAUUAGAGAUGCUAUUCUUAAUGGGUUAGAAAUUAUGAAGAUGAGCAAUUCUGCAAAUAGCUUGGAUGGUUUGUUUACUGUUAGUGGGAAGUAUAAAGGACCUAAUUCAGGGCCAAAGACCAUGAAAAUCGUAGCGGCCGGGUUGGCAAUGGCAGUGGCAGCGACGGUUAUGCUAUGCGUGGCUUGCAUCCGGUGGAGGAAAAAGCCUAAAAGUUGGGAGAAACGAAAGAGCUUUUCUUCGUGGCUUCUACCUCUCCAAUCCAGUUACUCGAGAAGCAGUACUACUAGCUCCCGCCGAUCCGCGUUGAGCCUAUUUGGCUCUCGCCGGAGCAAAAGUGGCUACUCGAGCUACAUAUCUUCGUCGGUGGUAUUGUUCGGGAAAGUCUUCACGCUCGCCGAAUUACAAGCGGCAACGCAGAGUUUCGCCGAAAAGGCAGUGAUUGGAGUUGGCGGGUUCGGAAAAGUCUACCUCGGAGUGUUGGAAGACGGCACGAAGCUCGCCGUGAAGCGAGGCAACCCAAGUUCAGAGCAAGGAAUCAACGAGUUCCGAACCGAAAUCGAGAUGCUCUCCAAGCUCCGCCAUCGCCACCUCGUUUCCUUAAUUGGUUUUUGCGACGAACAAUCAGAGAUGAUCCUCGUCUACGAAUACAUGUCCAAUGGGCCAUUCCGGGACCACUUGUACGGCUCAAAUUUAUCAAAAUUGUCAUGGAAACAACGGCUAGAAAUCUGCAUAGGGGCCGCCAGGGGUCUUCACUACCUCCACACCGGAGCGGCUCAAGGCAUAAUUCACCGCGACGUUAAGACGACAAACAUCCUCCUCGAUGAGAAUUUCGUAUCUAAAGUUGCUGAUUUCGGGCUCUCAAAGACGGCGCCUUCGCUUGACCAGACGCACGUCAGCACCGCCGUGAAGGGAAGCUUCGGAUAUCUUGAUCCGGAGUACUUCCGGCGACAACAGUUGACGGAGAAAUCUGAUGUAUACUCAUUUGGGGUUGUCCUAUUUGAGGCCUUAUGCGCUAGACCAGUUAUAGACCCGAAGUUGCCGAGGGAGCAAGUGAGUUUGGCCGAGUGGGCAAUGCAUUGGCAUAGAAAAGGCUCCAUUGAGACGAUAAUCGACCCUUUCAUCGCCAGACAGAUCAGCAGCGCGUCACUUAAGAAGUUCGUGGAGGCGGCCGAGAAGUGCAUGGCUGAGUACGGCGUGGAUCGGCCGUCAAUAGGAGAUGUGUUGUGGAAUUUGGAGUAUUCACUACAACUUCACGAGGCUGCGGUUGUCGAAGAAGGAGACAUUAAGGGUCAGAGUCUUAUUUUUAUGGAGAAGAAAGUUAGUAAUGGACAAAGUAAAAUGCAAAGUGUCAUUGAUGAUUUUGAAGAUGUGAGUGAAGAUCAUUCUAGUGUAACAGUUGCUGGGUCUGAUGGUCAUAUUCCUAUGUUUUCUCAAAUGGGUAAUUUUCAGGGGAGGUGAUUUUUUAGUUUAUUUUAUUGUAUUUUCCCCCCUCUACUGUAUUCAUCAUCUAUUUUGGUUUUUUUCGUCCUGUUUUUGUGAUUUAGUUGCUUGAUUUUUCUUAAGUUGAAGUUUUUUUUGUUCUCUUCGAUGAAUGAAUCACACUUUUUUUUUAAAUAACAAUAACAUUAGGGAUGACAAGGGCAACCAUUUUCUUUUGUUGGACUGAUAUAGUCGGUGGGUGUUUUCUACACCUCUAUAAUUUUUUUUCCAAUUAAGAUGGUGUAUAUUUAGUAGUCAUUUUAAGUGCCGAAAUUUCAAAUAAUUUAUAGUG